This is a messenger RNA of Drosophila novamexicana, 6102 nucleotides long. RefSeq names its product high affinity cGMP-specific 3',5'-cyclic phosphodiesterase 9A. Gene Ontology annotation, molecular function: 3',5'-cyclic-GMP phosphodiesterase activity. Gene Ontology annotation, biological process: cGMP catabolic process. The transcript is spliced from 9 exons. Lineage: Eukaryota; Metazoa; Arthropoda; Insecta; Diptera; Drosophilidae. The record is from RefSeq and is a predicted model, not a curated record.
GGGUGUGGGUGUGAAUACUGUGGUUGAAAGCAUGCCAAAUGGAAAUGAGAAGCGCGCGAAGUGGCGGCAACUUUUCCACUGAAUUGAUUCGAGCAGAAGUCACAGGAUACGCGGUGUAGAUAGCAGCAACAAUUUGCAUAAUUUUCAGCAGCGGACACGCCAGCAACAUAAGCAACAGCAGCAGCCAAGGGCAUAAAAAGGCGCCAAAACAAUACAAAUACAAAAAAAUAAAUAAAUAAAAAAUAGAAGAAGAAAAAACAAAAAUAGACAAUGUAAGCAACGGUACUCAAAAUUCAUUAAAAAAAAUAUAUAUAUAUACAUAAAUAAAUCAAGACAAAAAAUACGUCGAAGCCAACGAAAACGCGCGCAAAACGCGAGUGUAACGCGCGUGAAACGCUACAAAGCAAAACAAAAAAACAGCAAACGGAACAACAACAACAACAACAAAACGGCCGCAAAGUUUGCCUAUAAAUGUACCAGGACAGCAGCUGCAGCAGCAGUAGUCGACGUGGCAGUGCAGCAACAGCAACAACAACAGCAGCAGCAGCAGCAGCGACGGCAGAAACUGGGGACGAGGACACGUUCGAGGCGCUGACAAUAAUAACAACAACAACCAUAACAACGACAGCUGAUGCUAAAGUUGGCGCUGCCGAGGCAACAACAACAACAACAACCACCACCACAUUGAUAACAGCAGCAACAGCAGCAACAGCAACAGCAACAACAGCAACAACAGCAACAACAGCAACGAGCGCAGCAAUCGACAGCGCAGCCAGCAGCAACAACAGCGACGACGACGACGACGACGUCUACACCGACGCCGACUUAGAUAUUGAGUGCACCACCGCUCACGGCUCCCGCUUGCCAUCCUCAAACCUAAGCAACAGCAGCAGCAGCAGCUGCGGACAUGCCGCGCUGUUCUGCGACGCACGACGACAACAGCAGCAGCAACAGCAGCAGCAGCAACAGCAACGGCAGCAACAGUUGCAGCUGCAACAAACGCAACGCGCCGCCGCUGCCCUAAACGCCGAUGUACGGCUGCUGCGCAAAAUUGGAUACAUUGCAUCCCGGGUGCGCUGCCUGGCCAAGUAUUACGGCGACUUUCAUCUGGUCAAUCCGUACAGUGCACAACGGCAGCGACGCCAGCUGCAGGAGAUAUUGCUAAAGCACUCGAUAUUCGUUCCGGGACGCGAGCGCGAACGGGCGCUGUUGCUGGCCGCGGCAGCGGCGGCCGUUGGCGCAGCCACAGCAGCAACUGCAACAACAACAACAGCAACAGCGGCAAUUGUGAGUCGCAGUCAGAGCUGCAGCAGCAGCUGUUUUGAGCCGGAGCAACAGGACGAGGCAGAGCAGCUACAUCUACAGCAGCAGCAGGCAUACGAAUCGGAGCUAGAACCAGAUUUCGCUGAGGAGGACGAGGAGCUGGCAUUUGUCACCGCGACAGCAACAACACCAACCACAACAACAGCAACAGCAACAGCAACAGCAACAGUGCGUCGCAAGUCCUCAGCAAGCAGCACAGCUAGUGGUGCAGCAACGGCAACCGCUACCGCAACGGCAACAGCAAGCGCAUCCGCCAGCGGAUCGAGCAGCACAUCUGCAUCGCUCUUAACAGCAGCCACACCCAUAGCGCUGUUGGAAGAGCUGCUCGUGCAGUUGUACGAGGAUCAGGAUCAGUGUGGCAGCAAGCUGACUGUCAUACGCAGACGAAUCGCCUGCACUGACAACCUAAACAAUCUUAACAACAACAACAACGACAACAAUAACAGCAGCAGCAGCAGCAGCAACAACAAUACAUCAACAGCAGCUGCUAGCGCGGCAGCAACUGUUGCCGGCGAUAUUGCUGUUGUGCUACCCACCAGCAGCAGCAGCACCGGCGUCGGCGUACCUAGUCAGCACCAGGCUCGCGCCUAUCUGCAGCCCUCGCUGGAUGCCGAUAACCCGCGUCGGCGUCGCGCCAGCGACUGCUCAGCGGUGCAGGCCGCAGCCGCACUCUCCAAUCAGCUGCACUGCAUCACGCUGAAGAACAACAAUUGCACAGCGGCUGCAGCAACAGCCGGCAAGCUGCCCUUUCAUCGCGGCAGCUGCGGCGCUGCCGGCGAGCAUCUGCUGGCCGCCAAUUCGAUUGCAAAUCGCGCCACCAUCAUUCUGAGCAAGUCCUGCAGCAAUGUGGACGGCGAUGUCAGCCUGACGGCAACCGUCGGCAACAAGCUGCGCGCCAGCGCCACGGACAUUGAGAGCAACUCGAAUGCGCUGAACGGUGGCGGCAUGGACGCUAUGCAGACCAUUGCCGAUGCGGCAUCUAACAAUGGCAACAAUGAGUACAGCAUUCUCCAGUUGAACAAUACGAUCAUCCAGUGUCAUUUCAAUGAUGAUGAUUUUCGCGCCCUUGUCAAGGAUCUCAAGCGCAAGGUUGAGUACACGGAGCGCAUGAAUUGGCUAUGUCUCUCCAAUCGGCCAUUGGGCCCGCCACAUCGCAAGAGCAGUCUACCAAAGCAUCAGGAAGUGAAGCGUCGCUUCCUGGAAAUUUGUGAUACCAACUUUUCGGAUGAGGUGAAGGCGGCCCUACGUCUGCCGGCCUUCGAUUCGUAUGAAUGGGGCGAUGCAGAUGUCAUACACCUAAUGCAGACCAUGUUCCUCGAGCUUGGCUUCGUUGAGAAGUUUAGCAUACCCGUCGAUACGCUGCGCGAGUGGCUCUAUGAGGUCUACAAGCACUACAAUGAGGUGCCAUUUCAUAAUUUCCGGCAUUGUUUCUGUGUCGCCCAAAUGAUGUACGCGAUUACACGUCAAGCGAAUUUACUGAACCGUCUGGGCGAUCUGGAAUGCCUCAUAUUGCUCGUGUCCUGCAUUUGCCAUGACCUCGAUCAUCCUGGGUAUAACAACAUCUAUCAGAUCAAUGCACGCACCGAACUGGCGCUCAGAUACAAUGACAUCUCGCCGUUGGAGAAUCAUCAUUGCUCGAUUGCAUUCCGCCUGCUGGAGCAUCCCGAGUGCAAUAUAUUCAAGAACUUUAGCCGGGACACAUUCAACACCAUACGGGAGGGCAUCAUCCGCUGCAUCCUGGCCACCGAUAUGGCGCGCCACAACGAGAUCCUCACGCAGUUUAUGGAGAUAACGCCCAUCUUUGACUACAACAAUCGUGCGCACAUCAAUCUGCUGUGCAUGAUACUCAUCAAGGUGGCGGACAUCUCGAACGAGGCACGGCCCAUGGACGUGGCUGAACCCUGGCUGGAUCGCUUGCUCCAAGAGUUCUUUGCACAGAGCGCCGCCGAAAAGUCCGAGGGGCUGCCGGUGACACCGUUCAUGGAUCCCGAUAAGGUGAGCAAGCCCGGCUCCCAGGUGCGCUUCAUUGGGCUCGUCCUAUUGCCGCUCUUUGAGGCGCUGGGCGAACUGGUGCCGGAGCUAACGGAGCUGAUUAUCAUACCCGUGCGCAUUGCACUGGAGUAUUACAGGCGACUCAACGAUGCGCAGACAAAGACGCGCAAAUCCGUGGCAGACAGCAACGCCUCGGCCACAUCCGAUAGCAACAGUGGCAACAUGGACUCGAAUGCGGCCAUGGUCAGCACGCCGGGCAACAGCACGGCCGAUAAAUUAUUGAUGGACAAACAGUCGACAGGCCCAGCUGCUGGCUCUGGUGCCGCUGGCGGCGGAGGUGGAGGCGGUAGCAGCUCACCCCAAAUGCCACGAUCCGGCUCCGGUAUCAGCGUCAAGUCGCGCCGCAGCAUACCCUCACAAAAGUCCGCAUCGCGCACAUCUGUGGAUGAGCCAGGCGGCAUGGCCGCCGAGCUGCACGAUCUGCCCGAGGGCAGCGAAAGUGGCGACUCCGAAACGGCCACCGAGGUGGAUGUGGCCGAGAAGACAUCCAAAUUCAAAGUGGACACAGAGGGCUGCAGCAAUCGCAGCAAAUCCUCGCACUCCACCUCGCGCAAAUCGUCGCGCGAGAAGCGUCCCUCGAUGAUUGGCGAACUGUGCAGCAGCGGCGGUGGCCAGCGCAUGCGCAACUCCUAUGGCAACAUCCAUGGCUAUCAUGCCAAUCGCUGUCAAUUUGGCAGCAAUCGCGCCGUCAGCCUCGACCAGUACAGCACCAAUAAUCGUCGUCUGUCCGAUGGCCUGCCCCAGGUUAUCUCUGAUAGCAAUGUGUUUUAUGGACGCCACAAUCGCAACAGCCUGGAGCAGCAGCUGGCACAGCGGGCCGCUGGACGUGCCGCCGAGGACCUCAACAUGAACACUAGCAACAACCAGGCGCCAGUGGCACCAGUGCUCCAGCAGCCGCUCUUGCAGCAAUCGUUGCUGCCCACUGCACAGCAGCUGCAGCAACUGCAGCAGCAGCAGCAGCAGGAGAAGGAUAAGGAUAAGUUGCCAGCUACAGCAGCUCCAACAGCAGCAACAACCAUCGCAGCAGCAACUGUUGCUGCAGCUACCACAAAUGGCAACAUAUCGCCGACGCUCAACCAAACGCUAGCCAGCAAUGGUAGCGCCGCAACUGCAACUGCACCUCCCACUGCUACUGUUGCCGACGACCAGCAGCAGCAGCAGCAACAGCCGCAACAGCCCGGAGGCAGCAACAGCAGCAGCUCAUGGAAGUCGCGUUUGCGUCAAUUCUCGGACUACUUUACCUUCAGCUUUGACAAGGGCAACAAACGCUUUGGGAGCACACGCAGCAGCCCUUGCGCCGUGCGCGGCAACAACAAUGCGCCGGCCAACGACAGCAGCAGCAACAACACCGACAACAACAGCGCCGACAAAGUGCAAGUGGCGGCCACCUGUUGCACCAUUUCGAAUAGCCUGCCCUCGCCAGGCGUCCAGGCUGUCGGUCCAGGCAUGUCGGUUGGCGUGGCCAGGCAUCGGGCCUACAGCCUGGACGUGCCCUGCAGCCGACAUGCCGCAACACGCUACUCAUCCGCUGACAGCAGCAGCCGCAAAUCGUCGCGUCACGACGAGCACAACAACAGCAACAAUAGCAACAACACGCUUCACAGCGGCAGCGGCAUCAUCGGCGAACUGUCCGGCGUACGCAUACGGAUUGGCAGCGCCGAGGAUGGCGGAAGUGAGUAUGCAGCUGGUGCUGUUGAUGCUGCUGGCGGUGUGGCUGGUGAUGCUGGUAGCGUUGUCAUCGAGCCGCCAAGACUUUUGCCGCCCAGCAUUAGCUGUGAACUGGGCUUGGCCAGUGGCUCCUCGUCGGAGGCGGUGCCAAAGAUUUGACAACAGGGGAACUCCGAUGCGACAAACACAAAUACAAAUAAUUCGCUCUGCAAUCAGGCGGCUUUCCACACGGCCGAAGCGGAGGCCAUUGUCAAUGAUAGCGACGAUGCGGACGGCAGCAGUGAGGCGGAUGCACUGCACCAGGACAGCUCCAGUUGCGAGGUAUCAUCGAUGACGAUGACCGUAUGGUCGGCCAUUGGCCAUCGGCUCAAUGCGCUCGUCUGCCAUUGCUGUGAGCGCAAGUUGCCCGAGCCGGAGAAUGUGUAAGAAGGAGACGCCAAAUAUAGUUAGCUGAAACGGAAACGAAACAGAAUCACACACAUUGUCAUUGCUAUCGAUAAUCGUUUGUCGAUACCAUGCCACUAAUCGCCUAUCACCAACACAUAUGAGUAAUAAUUUAUUGAGUUUAGUUUAUCGGUAAUCGUUGAUCAAUAACAUGCAUCAUCUAUCGCCUAUCGGCAGCAUAUUUACAUUAACGUUUGACAUCCAUCGAUAACACAGCAACAAUCAUUUAUCGUCUUUUGAUGACACACCAAUAAUCAUUUAUCGACAAUCAUUCAUCAUUAGCGGGUUGCUAGCUAUCUAUCGCAAAAGCAUACAUAAUCUAUUGAUUAUAAUUAGUCGAUAAACUGCUAUCGAUAACACUUUUAGUAUCGAUAGUACACCAGUAAUCGUCGAUCAAUAAUUGUUUAGCAACAACCCUUCAAUCUAAAGCCCAUCGAUAUCGAUAAUAGUAUAACGAUAUUCGUUAAGCAAUUAUCAUUUGUCAACCAAGCGUUUAUCGAUAACACGUCAAUAAUCACGAAACUCCAAUCACAAAUUUGAACAAUUCAUAUGCAAGUAUAAUGUUUUUUUUUUUGUAUUUUCUUUGGUCUAUCAACUAUUUAAAUUCAAUUAUAA